Molecule: messenger RNA, 645 nt
Organism: Blepharisma stoltei
Lineage: Eukaryota; Ciliophora; Heterotrichea; Heterotrichida; Blepharismidae
Source: the annotation of a GenBank genome assembly
AUGGCAAUUACAUCCGAAAUAACCCCAAGCUCUAUCGAAGCAAUCGCAAGUUCCUUUGCAGCUGUUUUUCUAGCUGAAAUCGGAGACCGUACCUUCUUUAUUAUUGCAAUUCUCGCAAUGAAAAACUCAAGGUCAGCUGUAUUUUUUGGCAACCAGCUCACAGAGAGCGUGAUUGCUAUAAUUGCAGCCUUUAUCGGAGCAGCCGCCGUCAAGCUUAUCGACCCUCUUUACAUCCAAAUUGCCUCCUGCGUGAUGUUCCUGGUCUAUGCUAUUUUGUCUUUUUAUGAGGCUUAUCAUGGAGAAAGUGAAAUGGUCGACGAAAAAAACGACCCAUUAUUGGCAGACAGUGAACAACGAAUGUCCUGGAUGAAGGUCUUUUGGAAGACAGCGGUUAUGGUAUUUUUUGCAGAGUGGGGAGAUAAGUCAAAUACAACGAUUAUUUCGCUGUCAGCACUAAGUGACCCUGUAUUGGUAAUGAUUGGGGCAAUUAUAGGAUUCGCCUGUAUAGGACUGAUAGGAGUUUUGGUAGGGAAGUUGAUCGAAAAGUACAUUUCAGAAAAGACUGUGAAAAUUGCAGCUGGAGUUCUGUUUCUUGUGUUUGCAGCGCUUGCACUUCUCAUGAUUUUUUAUGAUUAUGAGUUGUAA